Molecule: messenger RNA, 636 nt
Organism: Lotus japonicus
Lineage: Eukaryota; Viridiplantae; Streptophyta; Magnoliopsida; Fabales; Fabaceae
Product: egg cell-secreted protein 1.1-like
Exons: 1
Coding region: 138-554 (138 amino acids)
Biological process (GO): double fertilization forming a zygote and endosperm
Source: RefSeq, a predicted model, not a curated record
UACAGCAACUGUUAUUUUACUUGACACUCUCAUUCCUAUAUAAACCUAAGCCAGUUUUCACCAAAUUACCAUCCAUCACACACACUAAGCAAGUUUUCACAGAAUUGCCAUCCAUCACACUAAGCAAGUUUUACAAAAUGGCUUCCCCCACCAAAAUCUCUUUUCUUGUUGCUUUUGUGACCUGUGCAACAAUAUUGGUUGCAGCACCAUCUGUGGUCGAGUCGAGACCACUCUCGAAGCCAUCCACAAUGAGCCUUGCGGUGAGGUUGAAGCUGAACAGUGGUAACUGUUGGGAGUCACUGAUGCAGCUUCAAGCAUGUAGUGGCGAAAUCAUAGCUUUUUUCAUGAAUGGUGAGACUUACAUAGGCAAUGGUUGUUGCCAAGCAAUUAAGGUAAUUGGGCAUGACUGUUGGCCCAACAUUGUUGCCUCUUUAGGCUUCACCACUCAAGAGACUAAUAUAUUGGAGGGCUAUUGUGAUGAGGUGGCUGCUGCUGUUCAUUCACCACCACCACCAUCAUAUGUAGUUGAGCCUAAUAAAGAGAUUGUUCCAUGAAGGAAGAACUCUGAUUUCAAUAAACAAGAAAUUGACAAGUGCAGUUUUGUUUCCUUUCUGUACUGUUAUUGGGCUUACAAUA